Messenger RNA from Thlaspi arvense, 1995 nucleotides. The record is from the annotation of a GenBank genome assembly. Lineage: Eukaryota; Viridiplantae; Streptophyta; Magnoliopsida; Brassicales; Brassicaceae.
AUGAAUUUCCGAAGCGACGUCUCUGCUCUGAGUGAAGACAUCAUUGUUGAGCGGCUGCUUCGGAGCCAUGAUCCAGACGGUCGAUGGAUUGAUUCCGAGAUGCUGCUUCAAGAAGUCGAAACGAUCUUGAGCUUUGUUCUUGAAAAUGAUAUUUCUAAGCCGCUUCUGACAGAGAAUCGUAUGACCAACAUUGAAGUUUUUGAAUCAAAGGAAACACUACCAUACGCGAUCUCCAGAAUCUCCGUUCAGAUGCUUUGUCCAUGCAAGGGGGGAAAUGAGAUCCAGACAAGAACAUUGGUUUUGUUUGAUCAUCUGAAAGAAUACCGAUGGGAUGCAAAAGCUGUGUUAGUACUAGGAGCCCUUGCUGCAACAUAUGGAGGACUAUUGCUACCAAUUCAACUAGCCUUCAGUGAUCCCGUCGCAGCAUCAAUUGCAACACUCAACCAGUUGCCUACUGAGAAAACCAAGUUUAGACCAUGGUCAAACUCUCUAAGCUUGGUUGUUAAAGCUAUGGUGGAUGUAACCAAAUGCAUCACUGAGUUUGAAAGACUUCCAUUAAGACAAGCGAAGAUAGACAACAACAUUGUGGGAGAAACCAUGUCUAACAUCUAUUUGGCUACUUACCGAGUUGUCAAAAGUGCACUUGCAUGCCUUCAGCAAAUCGCUUAUUUCAAGCAAAUCCAGCAGGCAAAGGAAUCAAGGAGAGCAGCAGGUGAACUUUCAAGUUUGGGAUAUCAGUUAAGGAACAUGCAUACACGCCUCAACAAGCAGGUAAAAGAAUGCAGUUCACAAAUAGAGGAAGAAAUCUACCAAAGGCUUAGAAACAUUACCACAGAGACUCAUCAAGACAACCAAGAGGUACUCCAACUACUUUUUUCUCUACAAGAUGAUGUGCUACUUCAACAAUACUCCAGACAGAUAGAUAUAACAGAGCUCAAAGAAAAGGUAAUUCUGCUGCUAUUAUCAAAGCCAGAGCUCUUACCCAUAGAGCCAUUUCACUUCCUGCUUCAACAGUUAUAUGAUCAUCCAUCCAACACCAACACAGAGCAAAACUAUGACAUCUUAUGGCUUCCAAUACCACUGUCACAAAACUGGACAGAGGAAGAGAAGGAAACCUUCACUUUCUUCUCCAAUUCGCUACCAUGGAUCUCAGUAAGGCGGCCAUGGCUGAUGAGCUCCACGGUACUGGAUUUUUUAAGAACAGAAUGGCCGUACAGAGACGGCGAGACAAUGGUGGUGGUGAUGGAGUCUAGUGGCAAGGUUGUGAACAUGAACGCCAUGGAUAUGGUGUUGAUCUGGGGUGUUAGGGCAUAUCCAUUUUCAGUUUCCAGAGAAGAUGAGCUUUGGGAAGAAGAUGGAUGGUCCUUGCAGCUCUUGCUUGAUGGCAUUCAUCCUGCAUUUAAGAUAUGGGUGAAAGAAGGGAGAGAAAUCUGCAUAUUCGGAAGCCACGAUUCGGAAUGGGUGGAGGAAAUUACGUCACUAGCACGUAAACUUCAGAAUCAAGGGUUCGAGUUCGAGAUGAUUUACCUCAGUAAACGAAUGAUAACCUCUGCAUCAGCCAUGGAAGAGAGCUCCAUAUUGUUCAGUCCAGCUAUACAGCAGCUCUUCUGGCUUCGACUAGAAAGCAUCAAACGAUCUAAACUCAAGCGAAUUGAAUCAUCGAAACCCGAUCGCGUGUUUGAGGAAGUCACCGAACUGCUUGACUUUGAUUACGGUAAACAAAAGGGUUGGGCCAUCAUCGGAAAGGGAUCAACGGCGGAGACGGAGAAAAUCGUCGGGGAGAAGCUGGUGGAGAGGAUGAGGCGGAUUCUUCGGUGGGGAGAGUACGCGACGGGGCUGAGUUUUACGGAGGCGAUUAAAAUCGCGGAGGAGGAGAAGCCCUGUGAACAGAGUCACACGGUGGUGGUUCCGUUUGAGGAAGGUUCGUCGACGAUGAGAGUUGUCACGUGCGAGAAAUGCAAAAGGCCCAUGAAGAAGUUUGUCGCCUAUCAGUAA